Molecule: messenger RNA, 3019 nt
Organism: Durio zibethinus
Lineage: Eukaryota; Viridiplantae; Streptophyta; Magnoliopsida; Malvales; Malvaceae
Product: pentatricopeptide repeat-containing protein At2g03380, mitochondrial-like
Biological process (GO): RNA modification
Molecular function (GO): protein binding; RNA binding
Source: RefSeq, a predicted model, not a curated record
UUUUAAUCCGAUGAGCCAAGUUAGGCCGGAUCUUGAGCUCAACUUUCGAAUGAUCGAUAGUGCUUAGCCCUAACUCACGGACAGAUUUACUGUUUGCUCUCAAGUCUCAACCCGGCGUGUCUUCCUCUGAAGAUUCUAAAACAAAUGCAUGCUCGAAUUUUGGUACAUAACGGAAUCUAAAACAAUGUUAGAUCUCCGGCAUGACGCCUUAGAAUUGGAAAAAAAUGUUGCCGAGAAUAACCAGAAAAUCCACUAGGGCUUUGAAACAAACACUUCAUGUACAAAGUGGACUAUCCCUCGUUAUCGGCAAACCAAUUUCGACUCUCUUCCCUAACCCAAAUCCAACCAAAUACCCACCUCAUAAAUCCACUGCUCCAUCCAAAACCACCUUUCAUCUCACAAAUAUCUCUUCUUUGCCACAGUUAUUCAAUCAUCAAAAUCUUUUGCAUAGCUCCCUAUUCUCUCAACUUAGGUCACCAUCAAAUCUGUCUGAAGCCAAAAGAUUACACGCUCUUUUGAUUGUCAAUGGAUUCCUUAACUCCAGCAAUGCUGAUAGGGUCCUUGGUUCACAGCUUGUUAAUGUUUAUGUAACCUUUGGCUGUUUACAAGAUGCACUUUUUGUGUUUGAUAAACUGCCCCAAAGGAGUAAUCUUGCUUGGAAUGGAAUCAUUAGAGGUUUUAUUGAUGUGGGUCGUUUUUCCAAGGCAAUUGAGUUCUAUCAGUUGAUGGUUAGUCAAGGGAUGAUUCCUGACAAUUUCACUUACCCACUUGUCUUGAGGGCUUGUACUGAGUUGAAUGAUCUUGAAGAAGGUAAGAAGAUUAGAGAUUUUAUUCUUUGGAAUGAGGGUCAUUAUGAUAUCAAAUGCAAUGUUUAUGUUGAAUGUGCCAUGAUAGACAUGUUUGCCAAGUGUGGUAAUCUAAGUGAAGCCCGACGGAUUUUUGAAGGAAUAAGAAAGAAAGAUUUAGCUUGCUGGAGUGCCCUGAUCUGUGGGAAUAUGCAGAGUGGAGAGUGGUCCGAGGCAUUGUCUCUGUUUAAAAGGAUGGGAUUAGAAGGGCUAAGACCUGAUUCAGUUAUUAUGGCGGCCAUUCUUCCAGCUUGUGGCCGACUGGAAGAUAUGAAAAUGGGAAUGACCCUUCAAGGAUGUGCUAUCAAGUGCGGUUUCGAGAGUGAUUUGUAUGUGUCUAAUGCUCUGAUGGAUAUGUACUGUAAAUGCGGUGCCUGUCAUUUUGCCUAUUCUUUAUUUUGUAACAUGGAGAAUAAAGAUGUAGUCUCUUGGAGUACCUUGAUUGCUGGUUAUUCACAGAAUUGCCAGUACCAUGAGGGUUUUCAGCUGUAUCUCAUGAUGAAGGAUGCUGAAAUAAGAAUGAAUGCCAUUGUUGCAGCAAGUGUUCUUCCAGUAUUGUCCAAGCUCAAAUUAUUGAAGCACGGAAAGGAGAUGCAUGGUUAUAUCCUAAAACAAGGGUUUGAAUCUGAUUUUGUUGUGGGAGCUGCACUGAUUGAAAUGUAUGCCAAUUGUAAGUCAAUGACAAAAGCUGAGCACAUUUUUAGGAUAAUGUCAGAUAGGGACAUCACAUUAUGGAAUUCAAUAAUUGUAGGAUAUUCUUUGAAUGGUGAGGUUAAUACUGCAUUUCAGAUUUUUCAGAGAAUAUGGGAUUCCAAUCUCAGACCAAAUUCCAUAACCCUGGUCAUUAUUCUUCCAAUUUGCACAAAAAUUGGAACUCUUAAAUAUGGAAAAGAAAUCCAUGCCUAUGCAAUCAGAAGCGGUCUUGGAACUGCAGUCUCUGUUGGAAAUUCUCUAAUAGAUAUGUACUGCAAAUGUGGGAGUCUUGAACUUGGAGUAAGUAUUUUCAAUCGGAUGAAGGAAAGGAAUAUUGUGACAUAUAACACAAUCAUCUCUGCUCAUGGGAUUUAUGGACUUGGAGAACAUGUUCUUCAAUUCUUUGAGCAAAUGAAGGAGGCAAGAAUUAGACCCAAUAAAGUCACAUUUAUCGCACUUUUGACAGCUUGCAGUCAUGCUGGGCUAGUUGAUAGAGGCUGGUCAUUGUUUCAUUCUAUGAUAUAUGAUUACAAUAUUCCACUAGACAUGGAACACUACUCGUGCAUUGUGGACCUUCUUGCUAGAGCAGGCCACCUUGAUGAUGCAUAUGAUCUUAUAAAAAAAAUGCCAGUGGAACCAGACAUGAAUAUUUUGGGAAGUUUACUUGGUGCCUGCAGAGUUCAUAACAAGGUUGUGCUGGCUGAGUAUUUAGAGAAGCACAUUCUACAGAAAGAUCAGAAAAAUUCAGGCCAUUAUAUUCUGUUAUCCAAUAUAUAUGCUUCCACAGGAAGAUGGAAAGAUGCAGUGAAAGUCAGAACAAUGGUAAAAGAGAAGCGUCUGCCUAGGAGACCUGGAAAUAGCUGGAUUGAGGUAGGUUCUGGUAUUUAUAUGUUCUAUGCUACACAAUCCAAAUUAGGUAAGAUUCAAGACAUUCUGGAAAAUCUAUUUUUGGUGAUGAGGAAUGAAGGAUAUAUGCCUGAUCCAAGUUUCUCAUCUGAUGAGCUUCUGUAUGAAGUUAAUGAUCUGAUGAAUUUUGAUGUUGGCUGAGACUUUUAAUAAUCAAUUGGCAGAAGUAAAACAGAUCACCUUGGAAGUAUCAACCUCCACCAGACUCAGGGUGGACAAUGAUUCAAAAGGUUAAAAAAGAGGUGAACAAUUCACAUCUGAGAAUGAUUUCUAAAGGAUUAAUUAAAUUGAAAAGUGGUGAGUUUGGUUCAGUUUGCUUUUAGCUCGGUUGCUGCUGCUGCUAAGAUUCCUGUGCACUAGAGAUUACAGAUUAAAUAUUUCUUGUUCCAAAUAGAAACUUAAAGCAAUCUUGUUUUGUUAGAUUUAAAUGUUUACCAACAUUAUGCCUUUUUUCCUUUUAUAAAUUUAUUUUGUUACAUGAGAGGCUAUAUAUACAUAACUGCAAUGAGGAGGGUUUUAACCCAAAAUCAAGAAUUUUAACCAAACUCGUCGUCUGACUACAAAUUCAAGUUGAU